AUUGUGUGCUUAGGAAACAUGACAAACAUACUAAUAAGUAUCUACAAUCGAUAUCAGACCAAAAACGAUUCUUUCUAUUUAAGCAAAUAAAGUGAGGUUAACUUCAAGAUAUAACAUGGACUUGAAAAAUGAUAGACCGAAAACUACACAAAAAAAAUCCUCUCGCAGUUGAUAAUUACUCGUAGGGUAUAGGCCGGGCUCAAUUGAUAACAACCCAGGCAUCAAUGGACCCAGGUGUAUUCUUUGGAUCUGAUAAACGAGUGAGUAUUCACAGUCGGUACCAGAACGAGAAAUGGAUGAAUCAUUUACGAGAGGCCACUGGCCUUUCAUUCUACAAGCUGCUAGGAUAGUAAGAUACUCCAAAAGAGCUGUUGAAGCUUCAGGAUCACAUCAGGAGUAGUAAUAAAAUACUCUGAUCAUGAUGUUGUGGAUUUUGUGAUUUUAAGUGAAUUUUUUAUCAUUUAUUUUUAUUCAUUUUAUCGAACAAAUUGUAUGAUAAAAUUAUUUGAAUGUUUUUGUGAUCAUCAGUAGCACUAUGAGUGAGUGGAACUCUAGCAGCAAGUAGUUUCGUCUGCUAGUUCUAGACGGCGGCUACUUUGAUUGUUGGAGAUGUUGGAGGUGGGCUUGAGGGUGGUGAGAGGCCACGACUGGAUAUGGAAAGACCAGGAUGGUGGAGAGGGUCAUGCUGGAACAGUAGUGGAAAUUGGCAAACCUCCUGCUCCACAGGUUAAUGGAACAGCAACAACUAAUUCUACAGACAAAACGCCUGACAAAACAGUCAUUGUCCAAUGGGAUCAUGGAUCCAGAAGCAAUUACAGAAUCGGUUACCAGGGUUACUACGACUUGCUUGUGUUUGAUAAUGCAGCAGCUGGUGUGCAACAUAACAAUAUAAUUUGUGACGGAUGUAAAAGACAUGGAAUUGUUGGUAUUAGAUGGAAAUGUGGUCAGUGUCAUGAUUACGAUCUGUGUACCCAGUGUUACAUGGGGGAUGUUCAUGAUUUAAGCCAUUCAUUUCAGAGAUUUCAAACAGCUAAUGCAGUUGGGGUUCAACUAAGUCCUAGAGAAGGUUGCACAAAAAUUCCACUAAAAGGUAUUUUCAUUGGAGCUACAGUGAUAAGAGGACCUGAUUGGGAAUGGGGUAAUCAGGAUGGAGGACCUGGGAAAACGGGAAGAGUGAUUGAUAUUCGUGGAUGGGAUAAUGAAAGUAGUCGUUCAGUGGCAACAGUUACGUGGAGAUCAGGAAGCACAAAUGUUUACCGACUUGGAUACAAAGGUUGCGUUGAUCUUUGUUAUAUUGAAAAGUCUACUUAUGGAACUUAUUAUAAAGAACACUUGCCAGUCCUUGGCCAGACAGUUAUGACAAUGGUUGAGGACGAAAAUGCCACCGUCCAGUGCGGAAACGUAUCUAGCACAUCUAGUCCAUGUCAUUUAACAUUUAAUGUUGGUGAUAAAGUGAAAGUUUUACGUGAUGCAGAGUCACUCAAGGAGAUGCAAGUUGGUCAUGGAGGAUGGAAUCCAAGAAUGGCCGAUUAUAUUGGCAAAAUUGGUACUGUUCAUCGAAUAACAGAUAAAGGUGAUAUUCGAGUACAAUAUGAAGGAUGUAACAAUCGAUGGACAUUUCAUCCACGAGCACUUACCAAAGUUACAAGUAAAGAUACUUUUGUUCUUGGAGACAUUGUACGGGUAAAGAGUGACGCUGCACUCGUUAAAAAUUAUCAACAGGGUCAUGGUGAAUGGAUUGAUGUCAUGAAGAGUGCUCUAGGAAAAUUAGGAAAAGUCAUAAAAAUUUACCCAGACGGAGAUCUUCGUGUCACAUUAGACGGCCACACAUGGACAUUCAACCCUCUUAGUGUAGUGAAAAUUGCCAGUGGACAAGGAAUUAAUAAUCAUGCGGAAUCACAACGGACACAGGGUACUGAUCCUUCGCCAACUGAUGGUGCAGCAAUAGAAAUAGAAAAGCUUCUUCGUGAUGCAGCAAGAGGUGAAGCUGGUUUAUCUGCAGUGCGUGAAUUUUUACGAAAGUAUUCCGGAAGUGUAGAUGUACGGCCGAGUGGAAUUUGUGGUGGUAAAAAAACGUUUUUACAAGUUGCUGCUCAUCAAGGUAAUCGUGAACUAUGUGUUCUUCUGCUUGAUGCCGGUGCAUCACUUCGGGCCGUAGAUGAAGAUGGUGAUCCACCGUUACAUUAUGCUGCAUUUGGGAAUCAAGCUGGAGUGAUGGAGCUGCUAUUGAGUAGAGGAGCGCCAAUAGAUGCUGUGAAUAAUAGUGGUUGUACUGCUCUUCACGUGUCUGUUAAUAAAGAAAAUACAGCAUGCGCGCAGGUGUUGCUGCGUCAUGGUUGUAACGUGAAUCUCCAGGAUUCUUAUGGUGACACUGCACUACAUGAUGCUAUUAGCAAGGAUACCACUGAGAUCAUGGACGCAUUAAUAAAUUAUGAAACGGUUGAUUUCAUAGUGCAAAAUAAACGUGGAUUUAAUGUUCUCCAUCAUGCUGCAUUGAAAGGAAAUGCACAUGCAACAAGAAAACUUAUGAUGAGAAUUCAACAUCUUGUUGAUGUAAAAAAAGAUGAUGGUUUUGCAGCUUUGCAUCUUGCUGCUCUUAAUGGCCAUCGUGAAGUUGCUGCAUUAUUAUUAUCAGAUACUGGAGGUAGAGCAACAGUAGACCUUAGAAAUAAUCGAAAACAAACUCCUCUGCAUUUAGCUGUGUCUCAAGGACAUUGGGCGUUGGUGGAGCUCCUUUUAAAGCAUCAUGCAGAUAUUUUAGCAACUGAUGAAGAUGGAGAUACAGUUUUGCAUAUAGCUAUUGCUAAAAGCCGACAUCAAUCAGCAACACCUACUAGUGAAAAUCAACGUGAUGCUCCGAUGAUAAAUGCGAUUUGGCAGGAUUUAACAGCUCAAAAUGGACCAACGGAAUUGACGCUUGCAUGCUUUCUCGUCAGUGUAGAGAAUUAUGGUUCGUUUUUAAUGCAAACAAAGAACUCGAAAGGAAAAACACCGUUAGAUCUUGUACCUUCAGAGAGAUCAGAUCUUAACGUAGCUGAUUUGCUACGUUCAUACUUUCAUUUCCGUCGUAGGCAUGCUCCUGAAAUUGAGAGACCUACUGCUCCACCAACCAUUGAAGAAUCACCCAGCUAUACUAUCACAGCAAUAGUUGAAGGGAAAAAUGAAGACUGCAAAAAUGGUCCUCACAAAUCAGGAAAUGUUUCGACAAAGAGAGACAGUCCUGUAAAAGCUGAAGAAAGAUUACAAAGCGAUGAGGUAACUAAAAAAGAAGAGAAAAAGGAGAGGGAAAAGGAUAAAGACUUGGAGAGACUACGUUACCUAGAAACAAGAGUAGCUGAUCUUGAAGAAGCAAAUAUGUGCAGUAUUUGCAUGGAACGAAGACGCAAUGUAGCAUUCCUUUGUGGACAUGGUGCUUGUGAGCAUUGCGCAGCACCUCUUAAAACAUGUCACAUGUGUCGGAAAACUAUUACCAAAAAGAUCAAUCUUUAUUAGAUAAUUUGAUUUUUAUACUUGUAAAAUUCCAACUGCCAAACCCAAUUAUAUGAUAGUAAUUUUUGCCUUUUGAUGCUACUCGUAGCUCAAAUGAAUUUUUCUAUUGUGAGCGAUGUGCCAUAACCGAAGGAACGAAAGCGAUAUUUUAUUCGCUUUAGAUCCUUUAAUUAAUCCCUCGUUGAAGAUUUUUGUAUACGUAACAUAUUUGUAAACUAUUUUUUUUAAUGCGUACUCUUAAUUUUUCGAUAUUCUUUUUAACCAUUUUUCACAUGUACUUCCACUCGUGCGAAUAUUGACCAAUUAAUUGAUAAAUGUCCAUUUUAGAGCCUAUUUUUGACUACUUAAUCAUCUUUUUCUCUCAUUGCUCUAUGGUACAUUCUCGUAAUUAUCAAAAAUUUUAACUAAAAUAGAGUUUUCGAUGAAUUUAAAAUAAAUGUGGCGUAAUAAAAGGAAUUUAUGAUCUGUUUUUAAUAUUGACCAUGAUUAAUCAUUUGAAAAAUAAUGGUGUUUAAUACCAAAUAAAUUAUAUAUAAAUUUUUUCGCAAUAAAUGACAGGGAAAUAUGUCAUUUAUGAUCGAAUUUCAUGAAAAAUAUGUAUACUUAAUAAUCCAAUAUAUUUGAAUGUU
Chelonus insularis is the source of this 4118-nucleotide messenger RNA. RefSeq names its product mind bomb 2 (gene mib2). The record is from RefSeq and is a predicted model, not a curated record. The transcript has 11 exons. Gene Ontology annotation, cellular component: cytoplasm. Bases 610 to 3492 code for a protein of 960 amino acids. Gene Ontology annotation, biological process: protein ubiquitination. Lineage: Eukaryota; Metazoa; Arthropoda; Insecta; Hymenoptera; Braconidae. Gene Ontology annotation, molecular function: ubiquitin-protein transferase activity; protein binding; zinc ion binding.